This is a messenger RNA of Hyaloscypha bicolor E, 1822 nucleotides long. RefSeq names its product HET-domain-containing protein. The coding region runs from base 142 to 1737 and encodes 531 amino acids. The record is from RefSeq and is a predicted model, not a curated record. The transcript has a single exon. Lineage: Eukaryota; Fungi; Ascomycota; Leotiomycetes; Helotiales; Hyaloscyphaceae.
CUUUAUCCUCAGAUAUUACUACUUUGACAUGCAACCACAACUAAGCUCGCAACCGACACUAACUCUAUCGGCCCCUCCUAUCUCAAGGUGAACGUUUUGCUGCUUCAAUCAGCCGUCGUUUGACCGGCGGUGGAGUCCGUCAUGUGGCUUAUCAAUACAUCGACUACCAGACUGGAACCGAAGCCAUUCUACGAGCCAGAUAUUCCUCCAUAUGCCAUAUUAUCUCAUACGUGGGGUGACGACGAGGUUGAUUUCCAAGAAUUCAAGGAGGAUAAACCGGCAAAACUCAGAGAAGGCUGGUACAAGAUAAAGAACAUAUGUGAGAAGGCGCUCUGCGAUGGACUGCAAUAUGCCUGGGUGGAUACAUGUUGUAUCGACAAGUCAAGCAGCGCCGAGCUUAGCGAAUCGAUCAAUUCCAUGUUCUUCUGGUACCGCCAGGCGGCAAAGUGUUAUGUCUUCCUGUCUGACUUCAAGCAUGGAAGUACACCAGAGGAUCAGUUUCCUAGAUGCAGAUGGUUCACACGUGGAUGGACCCUUCAAGAGCUCCUGGCACCGCGGAUCGUCAUCUUCUAUGAUCGGGUCUGGGAGGAGAUUGGCAGUAAGAUUCAGCUUUGCCAUGUCAUAUCGGGCAUUACGUCAAUUCCAAAGGAAGCCAUAUUGAAUGAUACCCCACUGGCCUACUACUCAAUUUCGCAGAAAAUGUCAUGGGCGGCCUCGCGCGUCACAACUCGCAUCGAAGAUACGGCUUACUGUCUUUUAGGCAUAUUCGACGUUUAUAUCCCUUUGCUCUAUGGGGAAAGACAUCGCGCAUUUUUCAGAUUGCAGGAGGAGAUUUCGAAGAACACACUCGACAUGACGCUACUUGCUUGGGAACCCACGCCGGAAGAUUUCGAGGAUGGUUUCUGCAGUUUUAUUGCUCGAUCUCCGGCGUCGUUUAAGAGCAGUGGAAACAUCCGGAGAUUUGGGCGUGAGACCCGGGCUUGUUCUAUGAGUGCGCGAGGUCUGCAGUUCAACGACAAACACCCGGCGAGGCUUAUCCCGACUAGUCCGGACUAUUACACUGAUAUCGGUAAGAUAGGGAAGAGGCCGAAGCAAUUUAUUGUGUUCAUAGCCGUGACGAUGAUAGGCCCAAGCCUUUAUGCUCGAAAUGGACGAGUCCACCUACGAAUUCAAGUCAAUGGCUUUGACGAGCGAAGGCCCUACUACUUUCAACCUCUAACCUAUCCAAUCUACUUGGCAACAAUGCCGCGACAUGCUUUCGUAAGUAUCAAGGACAGUUUGCACUUUCAAGCAGAUCCUAGGUUGAGAAUAUUCGACGGCUCUCCUCGCAAAUUGUGGAACGAAGUCGACAGUCUGUUCUACUAUUCUCGUGACAGCAAUUUGCGAGUUCUUGAUAUGAGGGGCACAUUUGGAUCGAUUUUGAUGCAGCUGGUAGUUUUGGUCUUUUUCAGAAACGGCGAACCGCGCUGUCUUAUAUUUGAUCGGAAGGAAUAUCCGGAAUAUGCGACUAAACUCCUGAACCAUACCUGGUCCGAACACAAUGAGGGUUGGGUUCCCGAAUCUCCCGAGCUCUCGAAACUUGAUAGUCACACGCGUAUUUGCCAAGGAGGGAAUAGCAUCACCAUAAGUUCAUCCAUUAAACAUGGUGUGGUUAACAGCAUUUCAAACAAAAGGAUAUGGAGUGUUAGCAUCGGACUAAGUGAAAUUUUUGAGUUGCCUAGAUUCGGCGUAAAGUAAAGAAAUCUUUGACACAAAUGGCGUUGGUGUGGAAGGCGAAAAUGGAAUAGAACAACGCGAGUUAUGUAUACGUACAGUAUUAUGC